ACUCCUACUAUUACAGUUCUCCGUUGUUUUUAGAGGGAGAAAAGAGACAGAACUAGGGCACUUGUGGAAAGCUGAAAAUGGAGUCGGUAGCAGAGAAGAAGGAAUCGGAGAUCCACAACGACAGCAACGGUGAAAAUACCCAGCAAACUCUAGAUUCAUCUUCUUCGUUGUCGACAACUACUGAUAACACUAAUACCAACAACAGUAUCAGUAAAGAAGCCCAGGAACGCCAAGCUCGCGACCUCAAAGCUGGCCUUCAUCCCCUCAAGUACAAGUUUGUAUUUUGGUACACUCGCCGAACCCCUGGAGUUAGAACGCAAACAUCAUACGAGGACAACAUAAAGAAAAUUGUUGACUUCAGUACGGUUGAAGGUUUCUGGGUCUCCUAUUGCCAUUUAGCUCGCCCUUCCACCUUGCCAAGUCCAACAGAUUUGCAUCUUUUCAAGGAGGGAAUCCGCCCUCUAUGGGAGGACUCUGCUAACUGUAAUGGGGGUAAGUGGAUAAUUCGAUUCAAAAAGGUUGUAUCAGGUCGCUUCUGGGAAGACUUGAUUCUUGCUUUAGUGGGCGACCAACUUGAUUAUGGAGAUAACAUAUGCGGUGCAGUACUAAGCAUUCGUUUCAAUGAGGAUAUAUUAAGCGUGUGGAAUCGCAAUGCAUCUGAUCAUCAGGCUGUAAUGGCUCUAAGAGAUGCAAUCAAACGGCAUUUGAAGCUUCCCCACAGCUAUCUUAUGGAAUACAAGCCCCAUGAUGCUUCUCUGCGUGACAACUCAUCCUACAGAAACACAUGGUUGAGAGGGUAAAGCUCUAUUUGGAUUCUGUCUUCAUGCAACCAGAUGAGCAAUGAAAGAGUUCCGGUUAAGGUCACUGCCAUGUAGGAAGUUCAUUUACUGAUUUCAUGUAGUUACGCAUGCUUUACAUUCAAACUACUGUGUUGGGUGAGUAAUGAUUUGGUAACAUCUAAACUGUAGGCAUACCCAUCUAAAAUAAAUUUAGUUAAGUUUCAAAUAUGAAUUACAUAUGUUUAUGAUAAAUUUUAUUGUUAGUUGCA
Carya illinoinensis is the source of this 1048-nucleotide messenger RNA. Its product is annotated as eukaryotic translation initiation factor NCBP. The transcript is spliced from 6 exons. The record is from RefSeq and is a predicted model, not a curated record. Gene Ontology annotation, cellular component: eukaryotic translation initiation factor 4F complex; cytoplasm. Gene Ontology annotation, biological process: translational initiation. NCBI's taxonomy places the organism in Eukaryota, Viridiplantae, Streptophyta, Magnoliopsida, Fagales, Juglandaceae. Bases 78 to 800 code for a protein of 240 amino acids. Gene Ontology annotation, molecular function: translation initiation factor activity; RNA 7-methylguanosine cap binding.